UUCGUGCUGGCGCCGCUGGUCGUCUACCUGGCGCUGGGCACCGUCUUCCUGCUGGCCGGCUUCGUCUCGCUCUUCAAGAUCCGCACCAUCAUGAAGCACGACGGCACGCGCACCGACAAGCUGGAGAAGCUGAUGAUCCGCAUCGGCGUCUUCUCGGUGCUGUACACGCUGCCGGCCACGCUGGUGAUCGCCUGCCUGUUUUACGAGCAGGCGUUCCUCGAUCAGUGGACCCUCGGCUGGCAGGAGCAACACUGUGGCCUGCGGAACCCCAACUGGUCCAAAUACGCCAUCCCCUGCCCGCCGGCCGCCGCCGACGGCCUGCUGCGGCCGCAGCCGUACUUCGAGUUCUUCAUGAUCAAGUACGUGAUGCUGCUGAUCGUCGGGAUCACGUCCGGCUUCUGGGUGUGGUCGCACAAGACGCUGCAGACGUGGGGCCGACUGUGCGGAUACGGCCAGCCCGCGGUCGUCUACCGGACCCCCGACGGCCGCGUCGUGCAGCCGAACCACGUGUGAGCCAGCGGGCUGCGCGCACGCGCGGGACAUGCAUGGGACGUGCGCGGUGGGUGUGAGAGGACACUGCUGGACGUGCGCCGGACGUGCGCUGGACGUGGUCUGGAUGCGCGGCGUUCUUGCUGGCGCGGGGCCGGCUUCGGAGGCGCGGCGGACGCUUCUUCGGUCGCCACCGCGCCCGCCUCUCUGUGUGAUAGACUCGGCGCCGCUGACGCGCCAGAAACGCCACGCGACGCUUCAGGGAAGACGGGCGUCGUCUCCGCCGCGGUUCUGAACCUCGCCGAGCGGAGUCAGCGCGCCCGAACCCGCAGCCCUGCACUGCUGACCGAGGGACGACGGGUGUUCCGCUACCCCUCCCGGGCUCGCGCCGCGGCCGCGUCGACUCGCCAGUUGACGUCGCAUUACCGGCUCGUGGGCGCCGAACGCGUGCGCUUGUCCCGGCGCGCGCGUGGAUGACACCGCCGGACUAGUGGCGGGCCUCCGACCCUGCCGCGGACCGACAGCAGCUGGGUGCGAGGAGCUGGCCGUCCAGUCGCCGAGCGCUCCCGAGGCUCGGUUCGAGCGAGAAGGUCGACGGUCAGCGGCUGGAGCGUGCCGCGAGUUGACGGCCGUCGCGGUUCCGCCGGAUCUGCUUCUCACCGACACCCCUUCUCGCCCGCUCACCGGCGGAGAGGGAGGCGGCGCGGCCAACCGGUCA
Messenger RNA from Pollicipes pollicipes, 1207 nucleotides. Its product is annotated as frizzled-1. Gene Ontology annotation, biological process: non-canonical Wnt signaling pathway; canonical Wnt signaling pathway. Gene Ontology annotation, cellular component: plasma membrane. The record is from RefSeq and is a predicted model, not a curated record. Gene Ontology annotation, molecular function: Wnt receptor activity; Wnt-protein binding. NCBI's taxonomy places the organism in Eukaryota, Metazoa, Arthropoda, Thecostraca, Pollicipedomorpha, Pollicipedidae.